UUCUUAUUGAUAAUAAAAAUUAAUACACAAUAUAUUUAUUAUAAAUUAUACAUCUUAAAUUUAUAAUAAUUUGAUCUGAAUUAUUCUAAACACUUUCUAAUGUAUUUAAUAUUCCAGAAGUUAAAUGGCCUCGGCUGCAAUGUCACCAACUGACGAUGACGAGCUUACUCUUCCUCGUGCAUCAAUUAAUAAAAUAAUCAAGGAAAUCUUGCCUCAUGUGCGAGUGGCAAACGAAUCCAGAGAGCUCAUCUUGAACUGCUGUACAGAAUUCAUUCACUUACUGUCUUCCGAAGCAAAUGAAAUUUGCAAUCAACAACAAAAGAAAACUAUAAAUGCGGAACAUGUUCUACAAGCACUUGAUAAAUUAGGUUUUGGUGAUUACAAUGCAGAAGCAGAAGCUGUAUUACGUGAUUGCAAAGCUGUAGCAGCUAAAAGAAGACGUCAAAGUACUAGAUUAGAAAAUUUGGGAAUUCCAGAAGAAGAAUUAUUACGACAACAACAGGAGUUAUUUGCUAAAGCAAGAGAGGAACAAGCAGUCGCAGAACAGCAACAAUGGCAACAAUUACAAGCUGUUACGCAAAUGGCAUCCAUGCAGCAAGGUGACAGCGAACAAGAAGAUUAUUCAUAAAGGAAUUCAAACAAUAGAAUUCGUUUGUAAAGUUUUUUUUUUACUUGAAAAAAGA
Wasmannia auropunctata (little fire ant) is the source of this 683-nucleotide messenger RNA. RefSeq names its product protein Dr1-like (gene NC2beta). The record is from RefSeq and is a predicted model, not a curated record. Gene Ontology annotation, biological process: negative regulation of transcription by RNA polymerase II; positive regulation of transcription by RNA polymerase II; chromatin remodeling. The transcript has a single exon. Gene Ontology annotation, cellular component: negative cofactor 2 complex. Gene Ontology annotation, molecular function: protein heterodimerization activity; general transcription initiation factor activity; core promoter sequence-specific DNA binding. Lineage: Eukaryota; Metazoa; Arthropoda; Insecta; Hymenoptera; Formicidae. Bases 125 to 628 code for a protein of 167 amino acids.